AUGAUUGGGCCAAAACCAACACCAUGGGCUUCAAUUUGGGCUGCUACUGGCUUUGCAUUCUUCGCUUCAGUGCAGUUUAGUAUCUACUUUGGCUCAACGUAUCCGUACCUGCAGAGUGUAAGGUAACUUUAUAUUUUUUCUGAUUUUAUAUUGAUAAUGACAUUCUUUAUGAUACCAAUUACAAAAAUUUUGUAUGAACUUACUGUACAGCAUAUACAAUGUAUAAAAACUUCCUUUACCGGCUUUAAAAUGACCGUUUUUAAGCGAUAAACGUUUUGCAGUCUGCGAGUGACAAGUUAUACGUUGAAUUUAUUUUUCGAGUUAAGAAUAAUAAAAAAGUCAAGACUUAAUUUCCAAAUACCCAAAAUAAUAUUUCUUAGUAAAAACGCGAUAACUUUGUUUACAAAACAAAAAAUGGUGGAAACUUUAUUUACAAAGCGAAAAAUAGCAAUAAUUUUCUUUACAAAUCAAAAAAUGACAAAAUUUACAUUAAGUAUGUUAAAAAGCGUCAAAAACUUAGUUUCCACCCAGUGUUCCUCAAACUUUUUAUAAUCAAGCGCACCGUUGCUUAACUUGCCAGAUCGGACGGGAUCGCGCUUUCGCACUGUGCAAAGAAGACAAAUUGCGCUGCACGGUGCGAAAAUUAAUCUUUUGGUAAUAACUUUUUUUAUAAUGAUAGAAAAUGGCAUUCUUGAAGAUUUCUGAGUUUUGGAAGAAACUUCUAUUACAAAAUAAAAAAUGGCAAAAACUUUCUUUACAAAUUCAAAAAUGACAAGAACUUUCUUUACGAAACAAAAAAUGGCAAAAACUUUCUUUAUAACUUAAAAUUUUCAGCUAGACCCCCAUUCAACAGUAAACUUCUACGGUCUGGUCGUAUCUUCAUAUUCACUUGGCCAAACGGUCGGUGCUCCAAUUAUUGGUUGGUGGAGUAGCAGAUUGGACAGUAUCAAGAUACCUAUAACAUUGUGUUUGAUAGUGUCAUUUAUUGGCAAUCUGAUUUACAUUUUGGCUCAAUUGUCAUCGAAUUAUGCUAAAUAUUUUCUACUGGUUGCUAGGUUUGUGGUUGGGAUUGGAUCUUGUAAGUGUUAUAGAGGCUGCAGGGUGCGGGGGACAUGUUAUACGAUGAAAAUUGAUAGUAAUAGCAAAAAAUUUUUUUAAAAAAGCAUAAAAUGGCAAGAACUUUCUUUACAUAACAAAAAAUGGCAAGAACUUUCUUUACAAAACAAAAAAUGGCAAGAACUUUCUUUACAGAACCAAAUAAUGUACUAUUAUAUUAUCUACCUUAGGUAACAUUAGCAUACUAAAAGGCUACUCAGCUAUGGCAUCGAAUAGCAAAGAUCGAUCAAGAGCCAUUGCCUUACUGACUGGUGGUAUUUCUCUUGGUGCUACUACUGGACCAUGUAUGGUAAUUUAAAGCUUUAGCACUUAACCCUAGCCCAGAGCCCGGAGCCCUAGCCCAGAGCCCUAGCCCAGAGUUUUAGACCUAAAAAAUAUUGUUUUAGUGAUGCAGUCAGCCUUCAGUCCAAUAGGAGAAAAAGGAUGGCAGGUGGUUGGUAAUGUAUAUCUGAACAUGUAUACAUCACCUGCUUUCGUAGCGUGUGCUGUGAAUCUCAUAGGGACGGUGUACUUAUGGGUAGUGUUCAAGGAAAUAUACGCUGGAUUGGCUCCUAGUGUUAUUAAGAAAAAUGUAAGUCUACCCUACCCUAUCUUAGGCAAAUUUUGAACCUAAAUAUGAAUUUCAAGCCUAAACUUGAACUUUUAAGCCUGAAAUUGAAUUUUUAACCUUAUAGUUGGAUUUUUAAGCCUAAAGUUGAACCUUUAAGCCUAAAGUUGAAUUUUAAGCCUAAAAUUGAACUUUUAAGCCUAAAUUUGUAUUGUAGGCCUAAAAUUGAAAUUGUAAGCCUAAAAUUAUACUUUUAAGCCUAAAAUUGAACUUUUUAGUCUAAAAUUGAACGAUUAAGCCUAAAAUUGUACUUCAAGCCUAAAAUUAAAUUUUUAAGCCUAAACUUGAACUUUAAGCUUGAAGUUUUAUUUUAAGCCUAAAAUUGAAUUAAAAGCCUAAAAUUGACUUUCUAAGCACAAGAUUGAACUUUUAAACCUAUAGUUAAACGUUAAGCCUAAAAUUGUAUUUUAAGCCUAAAAUUGAAUUAUAAGUCUAAAAUUGACCUUUUAAAGCUAAGAUUGAACUUUUAAACCUAUAGUUAAUCUUUAAGCCUAAAAUUGAAUAUGUAAGCCUAGACUCGUAUUUUUAAGCCUAAAAUUACAUUUUUAAACCUAAAACAUUUUUUAAUUUUAAACUAAUUUUUUAAGCUUAAAAUGACAUUUUUAAGCCUAAAAACCAAAUAUAUUUUGAAAAUUUUGAAUCCACCCAAGCUUUUCAGAAAAACAAGCCCAAGUCCCUAGACGAACCCCUCCUGCCUUCAUAUGACAAGCCUGCUAUGGUGUUAUGUUGUCUCACCUUGUUCGCUCAACGUUUCACAUUCACGAACAUUGAGACACUAGCAUCACCGCUCAGUAUCAUCAUGUUCUCAUGGUCUAACGAGGAGACUGUCAAGUAUAUUGGGCUAGCUCAUGGAGCACUCAGCUUUUGCGCUUUCUUGGUUUAUCUACUGUUUUUCGUUGGGAAAUUGGACAAGUUGUAAGUUAUUUUAGGUAAUAAUUUGUGUUUUUAACGUUAAAAACGAUUUUUUAAAAGUAAAAUUGUGUUUUUUCAAUUAAAAGAGUUUUGUCGUUUUUUUAACAGAAACUCAGUGUAUCUUGGCGACAAGACUUUUUUCAAACCUUAUAUCUUUUAAAUUUGGGUUUGAAAAGUGAUGACAAAUGAUGACAAUGUAUUUAUGACAUUAGAUUAGAAAAAAUGAAAAAUUUCGUUUUGAAAAUCAAAAUAUUUUUUAAAAAUCUAAAAAAUGAAUUUUUUUUCAGUAUAAACAACAGAAAUCAAACGAUUUUUGCCCUAAUUGGACUCAUUAUCUUUCAUUUUACUACGUUUUCAUGGCCAUUUUUUGGAGACAAACUUAAUACAUACGAUUCUGACGGUAAGAACUGCCCUGCCCUUGCCCUGCCCUUGCCGUGCCUUGCCUUGCCUUGCCUUGCAUUGCCUUGCCUUGCCUUGCCUUGCCUUGCCUUGCCUUGCCUUGCCUUGCCUUGCCUUGCCUUGCCUUGCCUUGCAUUGCCUUGCCUUGCUUUGCCCUACCUCAUUCCGUAUCCUACCCUGCGGUAUUCUCAACUACCUUACUACGCUUAGCUGUGCCUUACCCUACACUAAUUUGCCUUACCUUACUUUGACGUGCCCUAUACUACUCUACCAUGCCUUGCUCUGCUCUACCUUGCUUGUCUCUGCUUUAACUUACCUUGCCUUCCUUUACCCUACUUGCUCCGCCCUGCCAUACCUUGCUCCACCAUACCUUGCGUAUCUCGGAAGCUGUAAAGCAGACUCUAAUUUUCAGUCACCCCCAAUAUAACCAGUCCAGGUUGCGACAUAGCCAAGUAUGAUUGGUGUACCAAAGUUAACACUGUGAAUCCGUGGUUGUUUUACUUGAGUUACAUUGUGUUUAUUGGGAUAUGUUUCCCUAGUAUCAGUAUUACAAUCAAUACUUUGUUUUCUAAAAUUAUUGGACCGAGACAUAUGGUAGGUGGCUUACUGUAACUUUUAGUUUAUAGUUUUUUUGUACUGUAGUUUUAGUACUGAGCUAUUGGUACUACAUUUUAUUAUUUUUGUAUUAUUUUUCUAUAUAGUAUGAAGUAUUAGUACUAUAUACCAGUACUAAUACAUAAGUACUACAUUGGGUAGUACUUGUACUAUGUGAGUGCAAUAUAAAUUUCAGUACAUUCUAAGUGUUGUACUGUGCCUAUUACUAUAUGUUUUGUACUUACACUGUAUAUGUAUUGUAUAGACAGUACUAUGUGAGUAGUGUAUUAGUCAAUACUAGUACUAUAAGAGUACAAUAUUAAUUUUAGUACACUCUAAGUACCGUACUAACCAUAAUACUAUAAUUUUCAAUUUUCUCACUUUCAGGGCACAGAACAAGGCCUAAUGUACAUGACAGGUGGAAUAGCACGACUAUUAGGACCACUGAUCAUAAGUAAUCUCUACUCCGAGUUCGGUCCUCGCUCAGCAUGGCUACUUGAAAUCGCCGUACUCAUUGUCAUCAUACUUGCAUGGUGCUUAAUGUACAAACGAAUGGUACCAUUAGUGGUACCACUCGAGGUUUGGAGCAGUUUUAGGAGCAAAAAGAGUCGAAAUUCGGUACUUACAGUAAUGGAAGAGGAAGAAAUUGAGGAUCUGAACAGACGAAGAAGCAGAGUCAUAUCUAUUUCUGGAGAGUAA
Messenger RNA from Bursaphelenchus okinawaensis, 4327 nucleotides. The record is from the annotation of a GenBank genome assembly. NCBI's taxonomy places the organism in Eukaryota, Metazoa, Nematoda, Chromadorea, Rhabditida, Aphelenchoididae.